AUGAUUGAACGCCUCGGACAAGCGCAUCCCCACAUCGCCAAACCCUCCCAGACUGGGGUUGAACGCUAUCUCCAGAUGGGGCGAUGUUGGUAUGGACUAUGGACAAUGGUGCUUGACUGCGCCAUCGAUGUCUGUCUCCCGGCAUCCUUUGUGACGCACUCCAACAGAUUUGCCGACAUUCUGACCCGCGUUGGCUACGUCACACCUCUGUCUCUGUCCAUUGUUCUUGCCCGCCCUUUGUUCUUAUGGUCGGGGGCAAUUACUAUGAUCUUCCUCUACCGCGUCAUCCAGAAGUCGGUCUAUCUCACUAACCAUUGCGAUAAUGUCCCUGUGAUUGGAGAUGUCCAUCUGUUUGCCAUUGCGAUUCCGACUGUAACUUGCAGGCUACUUCCACCCUUGGCGACGGCAUACUUACCUCGAUGGGUUAGCUCAGGCACGCGACACGCCUCAGUUGAUUUCUACUGGAUUGUCCCAAGAACCCCCCGCCGGAAGCCUUCGCGAUGCAUCCGGACCAAAUAG
Messenger RNA from Aspergillus caelatus, 519 nucleotides. RefSeq lists its product as uncharacterized. The record is from RefSeq and is a predicted model, not a curated record. The coding region runs from base 1 to 519 and encodes 172 amino acids. The transcript is spliced from 2 exons. NCBI's taxonomy places the organism in Eukaryota, Fungi, Ascomycota, Eurotiomycetes, Eurotiales, Aspergillaceae.